This is a messenger RNA of Callithrix jacchus (white-tufted-ear marmoset), 2255 nucleotides long. Lineage: Eukaryota; Metazoa; Chordata; Mammalia; Primates; Cebidae. The record is from RefSeq and is a predicted model, not a curated record.
GCUGGGUAACAGGCAGAUCCAAAGGAUAUCAUGAAGUUUCCAGGGCCUUUGGAAAACCAGAGAUUGUCUUUCCUGUUGGAAAAGGCAAUCUCUAGGGAAGCACAGAUGUGGAAGGUGAAUGUGCAGAAAAUACCUUCAAAUCAGAAUGUUUCUCCAUCCCAGAGAGACGUAGUAAUUCAAUGGCUGGCCAAACUCAAAUACCAAUUCAACCUUUACCCAGAAACAUUUGCUCUGGCUAGCAGUCUUUUGGACAGGUUUUUAGCUACUGUAAAGGCUCAUCCAAAAUACUUGAGUUGUAUUGCCAUCAGCUGUUUUUUCCUAGCUGCCAAGACUGUUGAGGAAGAUGAGAGAAUUCUAGUACUGAAAGUAUUGGCAAGAGACAGUUUCUGUGGAUGUUCCUCAUCUGAAAUUUUGAGAAUGGAGAGAAUUAUUCUGGGUAAGUUGAAUUGGGAUCUUCACACAGCCACACCAUUGGAUUUUCUUCAUAUUUUCCAUGCCAUUGCAGUGUCAACUUUCAGUUUGCCUCAGUUACUUUUCAGUUUGCCCAAAUUGAGCCCAUCUCAACAUCUGGCAGUCCUUACCAAGCAACUACUUCACUGUAUGGCCUGCAACCAACUUCUGCAAUUCAGAGGAUCCAUGCUUGCUCUGGCCAUGGUUAGUCUGGAAAUGGAGAAACUCAUUCCUGAUUGGCUUUCUCUUACAACUGAACUACUUCAGAAAGCACAGAUGGAUAGCUCCCAGUUGAUCCAUUGUCGGGAGCUUGUGGCACAUCACCUUUCUACUCUGUAGUCUUCCCUGCCUCUAAAUUCCGUUUAUGUCUACCGUCCCCUCAAGCACACCCUGGUAACCUGUGUCAAAGAAGUGUUCAGAUUACAUCCCUCCUCUGUCUCAGGCCCAGACUUCUCCAAGGACAACAGCAAGCCAGAAGUGCCAGUCAGAGGUACAGCAGCCUUUUACCAUCAUCUCCCAGCUGCCAAUGGGUGCAAGCAGAUCUCUACUAAAUGCAAAGUAGAGGAAAUGGAAGUGGAUGGCUUUUACGAUGGAAUCAAACGGUUCUAUAAUGAAGAUAAUGUUUCAGAAAAUGUGGGUUCUGUGUGUGGCACUGAUAUAUCAAGACAGGAGGGACAUGCUUCUCCUUGUCCACCUUUGCAGCCUGUUUCUGUCAUGUGGUUUGAACAAGAGUUACCUUUGAGUGUAAACUAAGGUAGACUACUCUGGGAAUGAGAACACGGAAAAUGAGGAAAGGCUGUAGAAGGAAAUAUACCUUAACAGGCUGAUUUGGAGUAAGCCAGAAAAAAAAACUCAUUAUUUGUGUGGCUAAUUAUAAUUCAACAUUAUUUAAGCACAUAAAGACCAAAAAAAAAAAAAAAAAUUCCAAAAGAUCCAAACAUUUUUUUUAAACUUAAAGUCACUUUGUAGUAUGACAGUUGCACUUUUUUUUCUGCCAUAAUGUAACGUAGCUUGCCCCGUCAAAAAUUCAGUUAAAAUUCAUAGCCAGCAGACCUGUUCCCCUUCAGCAUCCUGAUUUAAUUUUCCCAUUGCUUUUACUUGCUUCUCCGUAAGUUAGUGAACUUUAUGCAUGCUGAUCUGUAUUCUGAUUUUCACUGAAUAGGAAACCCCAAAAUUAUUUUUUAGCAAUUGAAUGAACAAAUUAUUUUGGUGUGACAGCCAUGAUUCAAGUUCUAGUUAGUUUGAAAAGGGUACUUUGGAAUUGUCCCAUAUUAAUGAGAGAGCAACAGAAAAAGUUCCCAUACUACCUUUUGUGUCUCAUUUCAAAUUUUAAUUUAAAAUUAUGGUUUUCAUUUUUAUUUACCUUAAAGUGAUGCUUAAAAGUUGCAUGUAAUUAUGACACUUAGAUUUGUUGAAAGCAUUGUUGAUAUUUGUAUAAAAGAUUUGCGAUAAAGUUAAUAUAUCCUGGUGUUCACCAAAGAAACAUGUAUGUAACAACUGAAAUUAGAUUUUUGUAACUGAUUAGUUUUCACUCAUUUAUCAUCAGUAGGAGAGACUGUCUAGAUGUUGGGGCAGCUCUAUGAUUUGAGUCUGUAAUAUGUCAUAACUGAAUUAAGUACCCUAGUAUUAUGUUAAGCUGUUAGAACUUACUCCCCCUACCUCCCCAGCCUACCUAUAUCUCUUAAUGACUUCUGGAUCCUGAGCUCCCUUUGCAGUCUGAAAAAGGUAUUGCAGUCAGAAAUGUGUACUGAUGAUAAAAGCCUCUGGUAGCAAUAAAAAGUUGUCUUUAAAAAAAAAAAGAAAAA